GGGGAAUGCACCCAUUUAAUAAUUGAAUAUUAAAGGCCAGAGAACAUUCGAGAUGGGCAAUGUGGACUCUUUGCCAGUGAUUUCUCAAACUAAAUCUGCUGUCCAAGCUAUAGCUGGAGAUAAAGAAGGAGCCUGGGAAACACAAAUCAACUUCUUAGAAACAUUCCCAGUAGUUUCUCAGGGCACAUCUUUUUACCAUUGGUGGCAAGGGAACAAUGAAGAAGCAAAACGAACUCAGGUCAAGUUUGCUCAGGGCAUGAGUAACCUUGCAAAUGGAAUCCCAGCUGUUGGUCAUGUAAAGGGUACCAUUCACUAUGCUUUAGGCGAUAAGGAAGGCGGUGACACAGCUAUGAAAGCUGCUUCGAGAACGGUUGGCGUCAUUGGAGGAGGUUUUGUUGGUGAAUUAGCGGGUCCCGUGGGAGGCAUUGCUGGUGGUAUUGCAGGGGGUGCUGCUGUCGACGGAAUGACAACCGGAAUUGAAUCUGCUGUGCAUAACGAAUAUCGCCCGUCCGGCCAAGUGGCUGUUAUCACAAAUAUUAUUAAUGGUGAAGCAAACGUUGGAGACAUAUUCGACUCAACAGCGCAUGUUUUCUUUGAUGGUUGGUCUGGAUAUGGUGCAGGAAAAGCUGGUGCCAGGUUUCGCAAUCGAAACAAUAGUCAAUUGUACAGAGUGGCAAGUGAACAAGAAGUUCAAAACACAGUAAAAACGGGGAAGUUGCAUUUGAAAGGCCCACAUGGUGAAUACUGGGUGAGUGAGACCAUGGAACACACAGAACCAUAUUAUGAGAGUCGACCAUAUUCAGACAAGGCUGUGCUCAAAAUUGAAGUCCCCAAAGAGUAUAUAAAUGAGAUCAAAGCUCAAGCUGUUGAUCAGAGAGGCUACAAAACGAAUGUGCAAGCCUUGCCAGAUGGUAAAGUACCUAACAUGCUCAACACAGAGAGAAUUAGUCAGCCUGGAAAAGUGAACAUUGGAAUCAAAGGAGAGACAAAUCUGAAAGCGUUAAAUAAUCAGAUCACUUCAGUUGAGAGGGUCUAUCCUGGCAAGAAUCUAGCUAAAAUUCCGGCUAAGUUGGGGCAGUAUGGAGCUAGUGCUGGAGUUGGAAUUCAUGGUGAGCUUGAGGACAGCGAGCAAGAAGAUCAACUUGAAGACCUGUCAUCUACUGAGCACCUAAAGAUGAACUAAACAUGUGUUUCUGUAAACCAAGCAUACACAAUCACGUUCGCUUAUUUUAUAACUGAUCAUAGUCGUGCUCUCGUAUAAGCAAGAUUGUUCAGUCAAAUUAAUUAAUGUUCACAAUCUAACUUUAGAAACCGUUCAGCUGGAAUGUACAAUAAUGUGCUCCUAGCUGGUAAUACAUGUAACUGAGUUGAAAGUUUCUAUUUAUUUAUCCUACAGCGAUUCAGAGUCUAUAUAGCUAUUGCAUAUACAAACUAAAUUUGUGUGUAUUAUAUUAAAAUGCAUUAUAAUAUCAAUUUAUAAGACACAAGUUGUCAAAAAAUGA
Halichondria panicea is the source of this 1502-nucleotide messenger RNA. RefSeq lists its product as uncharacterized. The transcript has a single exon. Lineage: Eukaryota; Metazoa; Porifera; Demospongiae; Suberitida; Halichondriidae. The record is from RefSeq and is a predicted model, not a curated record. Bases 53 to 1183 code for a protein of 376 amino acids.